This is a messenger RNA of Sciurus carolinensis (gray squirrel), 1515 nucleotides long. RefSeq names its product lymphocyte expansion molecule (gene Cimap2). Lineage: Eukaryota; Metazoa; Chordata; Mammalia; Rodentia; Sciuridae. The record is from RefSeq and is a predicted model, not a curated record. Bases 1 to 1515 code for a protein of 504 amino acids. The transcript is spliced from 10 exons.
AUGACUCGAAAGCCCCACCAAAGGGCAGCCAUCCUCUUUCAACACCCGCUGUGCCUAUUAAAUCUGCAGGGCCUAGGACGCAGCUCUGGCAAGGGAGCGUGGAAACCAUCCAAACGAAAUCGCCGGGGGGCGACGCGGGCUCCAGGCGAGGGCGCCACGCGGGCACCGACGCAGCCGCGGGUCUCCGCGGAUCACAAGGCAGGGUUGCCGUGGCAGCGGCGGCGGCCACCAGCCCAGCAGCAGGCAGGGGAGGCCCGCGGCCAGCAGUGGAAGCCAGGCGCCCGCAGGACUCGUGGCCACGCCAGCGCCAUGUAUGCGGCCAAGUGGUUCCAAGGGGCGCCCUUCGGGGUGCAGAGCCACAGAUUUGAUGUCUCUGCUGUUUAUCCCAACCAGAAGAAGUCCAGCACCUUCACAGAGGCCCCAUACUCCACCCACCAUUCUGUGGAAGUGUCCCACAUAGGACCUGGGACCUAUGGCUCCAAGGAGACCUGCUUCAGCAAGAAAAAACUGAAGAAGGAGGUGGGCACAGGCUGGGCUCUGGCCCAGGAAGCCACCCGGCUGACCCAGAUGCCCCACUUCCGGUACCAGACCACGAUGAGAGAGAAGAAGUUGCAGGAACAAAAGCGGGGGCCUGGCACCUAUGACCUCAAAGACUUCUUACAACAGUCGCAGCAGAAGCCAGGCAGCAAGCGGGGGCUGCUCAGCUCCGGAGAGGUCCGCUUCCGAGGUCUCAUCGGGAACUAUUAUCCGGGCCCCGGGAAUUAUGGGGAGAAGGGCAACCCAUACACGCGGCUGGAGGAGAACGCCUGGAACCGGUCCCAUUCCGAGGGCCUCAUGUGCAGGAUGUCAAAUAAGUCACCACCUUUGGCUCAUCAGGGGAGUGGUCUGGGACCUGGCACCUACUCCUUCAAAACUGGCAUCGAGACAUUCCUGGCACGAUCCACUGGCACCCGCGGCCCCUAUGACAUUUUCUCUGGCGACCGAAGCAAGCCCCUGCCCUUUGGACAUUUCUCUGUGCAGAAAAAAAAGCCCAGGGAACUGACGAAUUUCAAGAGCUUCGUGGAUGAACUUAACUCACGUCACAAUAAGAAGCGUGGGGUUUUUUCAGAAGUUCCCCGCGACCCGAAAAACCCUACAGAGAGGAUUUACUGGUCCACUCUUAGCCAGUGCCCCCGAAAACUAGAUACAUCUGGCCCUGGUUCAUGGCUUCCUCAAGAGACAGAGAUCAUACACGUCAACCGGCCGCCAUUCCUCCUGGCCUCUAAGCGUUCAGGCCCAAAGGCCAACCAGAUGGUUUUGGGAAGCUGGAACCCGGUCGGGGUGGGCCGCUACCUCAACACCACGCUGUUAGAGACCAAGGACACCCGGCAGCGAUACCGGUCCCUGUACAUGGGUGAAUCCAAGCGUUACCUCUCAGAUCUGACCCGGGACAGACUCAUGCAGGAAAGGAUCACACCUUUUACAAAGGGAAGGUGCCCUCCAACUGUGGAUUAUAACUCAGAUCCUACUCCUUAA